Ilyonectria robusta is the source of this 1527-nucleotide messenger RNA. RefSeq names its product general substrate transporter. Gene Ontology annotation, biological process: transmembrane transport; carbohydrate transport. The transcript is spliced from 5 exons. The coding region runs from base 1 to 1527 and encodes 508 amino acids. The record is from RefSeq and is a predicted model, not a curated record. Lineage: Eukaryota; Fungi; Ascomycota; Sordariomycetes; Hypocreales; Nectriaceae. Gene Ontology annotation, molecular function: carbohydrate:proton symporter activity. Gene Ontology annotation, cellular component: membrane.
AUGGCUCUCCCACCCAAGUGGUACCAGUUCCUCGUGAGCGUCUUCGCCUCGCUCGGCUCUCUCCUGUACGGUUACGACCUGGGCGUCAUCGCCGAGGCCAUUGCGUCAGGCAACUUCAAGAAGACCUUUGGAGACAACCCCGACGAAGUCGGAGCCGUCGUUUCCAUCUUCACCGGGGGCGCCUUUUUCGGCGCCAUGUUUGCGGGUCCCACCGGCGACCGUCUCGGCCGGAAGAUGACCAUCCUCAUCGGCGCGUGUAUCUUCCUUGUCGGCGGAGCCUUGCAGACCGGCGCUCAGAACAUCAAGUACCUGUACUCCGGACGAUGUCUUGCUGGUGUUGGUGUUGGUUUCCUUACCAUGAUCAUCCCCCUGUAUCAGGCCGAGCUGUGCCACCCUAGCAUUCGAGGCCGGGUCACUGCCCUUCAGCAGUUCAUGCUUGGAGUUGGUGCCCUGUCUGCCGCGUGGAUCUCAUAUGGUACCUACAUCGGCUUCAGUGACCACGACUCCCGCCAGUGGCGUGUCUCGCUGGGCAUCCAGAUGAUCCCCGCCCUCAUCCUCGCCCUGCUGAUUCUGUUCUUCCCGGAGUCGCCGCGAUGGCUGAUUGACCACGGCCGUGUCGAUAAAGGUCUCCAGACGCUCGCCCGCCUGCACUCCGGCGGCAACACCGACGAUGCUUGGGUGCGCGCCGAGUUCGACCAGAUCCAGGAGACCAUUGCCCGCGAGCACGAAGCCGAGGCAAAGAGCUACAAGGAGCUCUUUACUGACCGCAGCUGCUUCCGUCGCCUCUUCCUCGCCUGCGCCCUGCAGGCCUCGAUCCAGAUGACCGGUGUCAGCGCCAUCCAGUACUACUCCGUCACCAUCUACAGUAAGAUCGGCAUCGCCGGCGACGAGACGCUCCGCUACCAGGCCAUCUCGUCCGUCAUCGCCCUGGUUGCUCAGUUCCUCUGCAUCCUGUUCAUCGACAAGUUCGGCCGUCGCUGGCCGCUCAUCUGGGGCAACGUUGGCAACGGAGUGUGCUUCAUCAUUGCCACCAUCCUGCUCGCCAAGUUCCCUCCUGGCUCCGACAAUAACAACGGAAGCGCAGCCUGGGGCUUCAUCGCCAUGACCUGGUUGUACAACUUCUCUUUCAGCGCAACCUGCGGUCCUCUUUCAUGGAUCAUCCCUGCCGAGAUCUUCGACACCAAGACUCGAUCCAAGGGUGUUUCCAUUGCGACCAUGACGUCCUUUGCCUUUAACACCAUGAUUGGCCAGACCACUUCCGUCGCUCUCGACGACAAGCACGGCAUUGGCUGGAGAUGGUACAUCCUCUUCAUCGUCUGCAACUUCACCAACGCCCUCUUCUUCUGGGCUGUCCUCCCUGAGACCGCCAAGCGACCUCUCGAGGAGAUGCGCUAUCUCUUCACUGAGGCUCCUCUCUUUGUGCCCAACAUGGACAUGGCCAAGUUUCAGGCUGGUCUGGAUCUGGAGCGCCGAGUCGAGGAGGUGGAGAAGAAGCAAGAGAUGGAUCACGUUAGCUUGCAGGUAUAG